AAAGUUCCGAGAUUCAUCAAUUUUUUUGAAUACCGCGCGGUGAAUGCAAUUUGAGAGCCAGAAUACUUCACAGGAUAAGAGCAUCAAGAGGUAUAUACGCAUUUACCCCAGUCUGGGUGUGUUGGCUGCAGGUUGAGCAGGCACCCAGUAAUGUCACAAUCACUUCCUGCAUGUUGAUAAAAUAAACUUGUACCGGCGUUCGCUUGGAGGAGAGCCAAUCACAGCUCGAGAUUCUCCCCCAAGUGGCCAAUGGGAGCGCCGGGCACCAGCCAAUGGGAGCGGUGCGGCUCUCCAUAUGAAGAAAUGGCGGGUGUGGAGUGAGCACUGAGCUGGUUUCGAGUGUGUUUUUUACGCGAUUAUUGCUGACAUAGGGAGAGAUUCACCAAGUAUGGCCACCCACAGCAAAGGUAAUGGACUCUAGCACUACUGCAUGCACAUAUAAGGUGCAGGGGACGGCUGCCAUGAUGCACAGGAGAUGGAUGAGCAGCGGCGUAAGAAUGUGUCUUACCAGUACUUGUGCCACCUGGAGGAGGCCAAGAAAUGGAUGGAAGCUUGCAUUGAAGAAGAGUUGCCCGAGGCUGGGGAGCUUGAGGAACAGUUGCGCCAUGGUGUCUACCUGGCCAAACUGGCACACUUCUUUGCCCCAGAGACAGUGCCGCUGCGACGGAUAUAUGAUGCUGACCUGAACCGCUACAACACCAGUGGUCUGACCUUCCGACACACAGACAACAUCAACUACUUUCUCAAGGCCUUGGAGAAGAUCAAGUUGCCCAGUAUCUUCUAUCCAGAGACAACAGACGUGUAUGACCGCAAGAACAUGCCUCGGGUGGUGUUCUGCCUCCACGCCCUCAGCCUCUACCUCUUCCGCCUGGGCAUUGCACCACAGAUCCAAAACCUCUAUGGGAAGGUCAAUUUCUCAGAGGAGGUGAUGGAGGCCAUGAUGAAGGAGCUAGGGAAGUAUGGCUGUCCAUUGCCACAGUUUGGAAAAAUUGGAGGCAUCUUAGCCUCUGAGCUGCCUGUGGAUGAAGCAGCACUGCAUGCUGUGGUGAUUGCUGUGAAUGAUGCUGUGGAGAAAGAGGACUGCUCAGAACUCCUGGUGACCUUGAGCAACCCUGUGUGCCACCUCCAGAAUGUGUGUGAGGCCAAUGUAACCUCUUAUCUACAGUGCCUUGCAGAGGCCAAGGCCAGGAAGAGAGAGAUGGCCAUCAAUAAGAGUCGUGACCAAGACUACAUUCCUGAUGCCUAUGAUGAGCUGCUGACUCAGGCUGAGAUUCAAGGCCACAUCAACCAUGUAAAUGUGUGUUGUGCACUGGAGAUAGUGGAGGAUGCUGUGAGAGAGGGAAGCACUGCAGAAUUGUUGCAGGCCCUCUGCACUCCAGCCCUUGCUCUGAAGGAGGUGGAGAGCAGCCUCGGGGACAGGUAUCUGAAUGCAUUGGCUCAGGAGCUUGAAGAACCUUCCCACAUGCAGACCAUGAACCACAGCCACAACUACAGCCUCAACACUUCCAUGCUGCCAACCACCUGCCUCACCAGGACUUCCCUUCAGACAAUCCUCUCAGCUGUCCGGAGGGAGGCUGCUGCUGCUGAGAGAGAACUGAAAGAAGGUGUGGCAGCAGUCAACAGAUGCCUGAGCUGUGAGGUGCCAGGAAACACCUUGCUGGCUCUGAAAUCACUUGGGGACAACAUUCCAUCACUGCUGGACUUUGCUGCUCCACUCUACCAUGAGGAAAUGGCUGCCAUCCGCCAAGAUGCACAGGCUGACCUGAGCCUUGAAGAAAUCCGGGGAGGAGUGCGCCUACUGUCAGCUGUGGCCAGGGCUAAUGCUGCUCUCAGCACUCACAGUCCUGGUGAGCUGUGGUUGUACCUCUCUGACCCUCAAAUAUACCUGGAGGGCCUGGACGAAAGCAAUCUGCAGGAGUAUUUCACAGCCAUGAACAGAGUCCAGCAGGCCAAAGUGUCCUCCAGUGACCCUUGCCCUUUCCUUACUUAUGUGGAGCUCCAGCAGCUGGUUGAUGAAGUGAACCUCAAGGUGCAGGAGGACAAUAACAAGGUGAGGGCUAUAGCAGCAGUUAACACAGCAGUGAGCAGUGGCGGCUCAGAAGACACCCUCAUUGCCCUCCAGCACUCGUCCCUUCAGCUUGGCUCUGUGGCUCCCAAGGAUGCCCUUCAUCACUUCCAAUUGUUGAAGCUGUUGAGGAGUGCUAAGAGUGAGAUGAUGGGGAGCAAUGCAGCAGAGCUGUGGCUGGAGGACAUCGUGGAGGUGGUGGAGGCAGUGGAGAGGCAUGCAGAGGAGGCUGGGCGGGCAGCUGGAUUGCUGGCUGCUCUCAAUGGAUCUCUUGCCUCAGCCAAUGACAAGACUGUUGUGUCCAUCCUCAGAGCUCAGGAUUUGUCCUACCUCCACAUCAAGAGCAGCACCAUCCCUAGCAUUCUAGAUACUCUGAAGCAAGUGUUUCAGAAGAAAUCAGCCAAUAAAAACAAGUGCCCUUGGGUGCCUCAUACCCUUAAUGAUGGUUCCAAGGUGUACCUUGAUCUGCAUCAUGGUGACUACCAGUGGGAGCAGCCAAAGGAAGUUGCAAGUCCCAAGAAGAGCUGCUUUGUGACACUGGGUGACUUGGAGGAGGCAGUGUCCAAGGCAGCACACCAGGAGGCUCACAGCAAACAGUUGGACCACUUGGUGGUGAGGCUGCAGGCGAGGGCGCGGGGUUGGCUCACCAGACGCAGGCUGUACAGGAGGCAGAAGGCUGCAGUUACCAUCCAGGCAUGGUGGAAAAUGGUCCAGGCUCGACGCACAUACACACACUACCGCCAGGCUCUGAGGCUGAGUGAGCCCUAUGUGAUAAAGCUGCAAAGGGCAGUGAAAGCUUGGCUCCACCGCAGGAGACUGAGGCGCCUCCACACCCACUUCUGCAACCAUGUGAACCAAGUGAUCAUCAUCCAGCGUGCCUGGAGAGCCCACAAGGCCAGGCUGGACCUCCGCUCCAUCACCCACCAGGAGAAUCCACCUAUGCCAGUCAUCCGCAAGUUCAUCCACCUUCUUGAUGUUUCUCCGGGUGAUUUGGAUGAAGAAUUCCGGUUGCAGCGGAUCAAGAGUGACAUGGUGAAGACAAUCCGUCACACCCACCAGCUGGAGAGGGAUGUGGAUGAGCUGGAUGUUAAGAUUGGUCUUCUAGUACACAAUCGCAUCACUCUGCAGGAUGUUCUCCCAGCUGACAAGGAAAACAUGAACCCAAAUGUUCCAGAUGCCAAACCAAAGAAAAGCAAGAAAAAUUCCAAAGAUACACUGAAAUAUGGCUCAGUCAGGUCUCAGAAAGGACUAAAGGCCCUGAACAAGGAGUCCAGAGAAAAGCUGCUUGGCUACCAGCACCUCUUCUACCUGCUGCAGACACAGCCCCACUACUUAGCUACCCUCAUCUUUGCCAUACCACCAGGCAAGACCACCAAAUUCAUUGAAAAUGUCAUUUUUACUCUCUACAAUUAUGGUGCAAAUGACCGGGACAACUUUCUCCUCCUGAAGUUACUCAAGACAGCACUGGAAGAAGAGAUCAGGUGUAAGGUGCUACGUCUGAGUGACAUCGUAUCAGGCAACCCCUUGGUGGUUAAGAUGAUCGUGUCCUUCAACCGGAGAGGUGCUGGGCAGGUCUCCCUGAGAGAUAUGCUUGGACCUCUCAUACGUAAGGUUCUCACUAACAGCAACAUGCAAAUCAAUACAAAUCCAGUUGAAAUUUACAAGACUUGGGUCAAUCAGCUGGAGAUGAACUCGGGACAGACCAGCGGUCUGCCUUACUCCGUCAACCAGGAGCAGGCCUUACAGUAUCCUGAGGUGCAAAAGAGGCUGAUCCUGGCAAUCACCACUCUAAAAGAAGUCACACAGGCUUUCUGUGACCAGAUCACGUCCAGCAGGGACCUGAUUCCUUAUGCCAUGCUGUACAUGGCACGGGUGAUGCGCUGUGCCCUGCAGAGAAGGUUUCCACACAUCCCUGAGAAGGAGAUACUCAAGGUGGUGGGCAACUUGGUGUACUACCGCUACAUUAACUCGGCCAUUGUGGCACCUGAUGCCUUUGACAUUGUGACUGUCUCUCCCGAUGAAAAGCUGAACAACAAUCAGAGGCGCAAUCUUGCUAGCAUUGCCAAAAUUCUACAGUUUGCUGCUUCAAAGAAGGGCUUUGGGGAUGAGGCAUCCCAUCUCAAGUGCCUCAACCCCUUCAUUGUGGAGUGCCAUGAGAAGUUCAAAGAUUUCUUCCGGCGGUGCUGUGAAGUGGAGGAGCCUGAGGUGGUGUACAAUGUAACCCAGUACUCUGAGGCAACACUCAUCGUCAAGCCUACCAUCUACAUCACUGUGCAGGAAAUUUGUGAGACACACCAGUUGCUGCUGGACUACAAAGAAAUUCUGGCACCAGACAAUGGGGACUCCCUCCACCAGGUGCUGGCCGAGCUGGGGGAGCGGCCGUCUGUGCAGACACUGAUAGGGGAGGCCAUUGAGUCUGGCACAGGAACACAGGGGAGGAUGGAGGUGUGUUUGGCCCUCACCAGUAAAUUUGACAUGAGCCAGACUGCUGAGGACAAGGACCCCAAGGAUGGCAACAAGCUCUUCAACAGGACCAAACAGCUGCUGGUGGAUGUCAUACGCUGUGUGGAAGGGAAUGUCAUUGGGGAGUUGGUGGCUGGUCCAACACGUAGCCCUGAUGAGGAGAAGUACCGGGCCAUUGUACUGACGAGGGCACAGCAGGAGCACCAGGCUAAGCUGAACCACACAGCACUCAAUCGCUCUCCAUCUUUCCUCGCUGAGACUAGAGUGAGUCUGCAUGAAGUGAAGACUCGGCUGAGUCACAACCUGCGGCGCCUGGAGAACCAGGGGCUGGCCUCACGUGCUGACAAUUAUCAGAGCCUCCUGAACGCCAUUGCUGCAAACAUUGUGAACCAGCGCCAACACCGGAUAUCCAGGAAGAUGGAACUCCAGAGGUUACUGAUGACAUCCAACCAACUGGAAGAAAAAGAGACAUUCUACAAGGAUCAGCUGCAGUCCUACCAGACCUACCUCAAGACCUGCCUUUCAAACAUUGCUGCAAGGAACAAAAAUGUGCAUCAGAACCUGCAUGGAAGCAAGAACCGCAACAAGCAGGCCUUGAGGUACACUGCUGCCAGACUCAUGGAGAAAGGUGUACUGCUGGAGGUGGAGGACCUACCUGAAAGUCAGCAGAAGAACCUCCUGUUUGAAAUUACUCCGCUGGCCACCACAGGAGUGUUCCACAUCCAGGCCAAGCUGAUGGGUGUCACAAUGGAGAAUGUGGAGAUUGACAUUCAGGAACUGCUCCAGCUGCAGUAUGAGGGCAUGAGCGUGAAGAAGAUGUUUUCCAAGGUGAAGGUGAAUGUAAAUUUAUUACUGCAUCUCCUUAACACCAAGUUCUAUUCCAAGAAGAAGUAAGGUGACUGCAACCACACAUUAGGUUCCCAGGCAGCCUCACUUAUGGGAGAUUUUUUUCAUGCCCUGAAGAUUUCUUGUUUUCUGUUUAUUUUCACCAUUUGAAUAUCACUUCAUAUGUACAUAUUUCUUGACUUCUCCAACUGUUUUUUUGUUUAUAUAUUUAUCUGUGAAUCAUAUUUUCUCUGCAUGUACAUUUACUUCUAUAUAUUUCAUCAUUAUUGCCUUCCAGCUUCUGUCGUAGUGCAAAUUAUGUUGCCAAGCAGAGCGACUUCUUUGUUGCUGAUGCAAUGAAAAGUUAACUUUAGUCAUUUUGAUUUGACGAUAAUAUAUUUAAAUCUUUUUAGUCUUACCUCACAUAUACCAGUUACCUAUUUGUUUUCAUAUGCUUGAUUUUCUUGCACCUGAUUUCCACACAUUUAGUAUAAGUUUAGUGUGGUAGGCUGUACUUCAGACACAUAGUAUUCGUAAACUUACUAACUACUCAUAUACACAGUGGUGCUAUUAUUUGUAGGAUUAACUUUAAAUGAAUGUGGAGUUACUGGUUUGGAAGUUGCAGUUGUGGCUCCUAGGAAUGUUGUCUUGUGCCAUAAUGCCAGGAGGAGCAAACAUCAAGAUUGAGGAUGAAACUUUGCUGUCCAUGAAUUACCAAGUCUAUGUAUUGCAUCUUUGUUAAUCCCUUUACUACAAUGGCACAAGUAGCUCUUCAUCACCUGUAUAGUCUUAAGGUGCAGCACUGGAUGCACCCUGUACAAUAUUUGAGAGGUAGUCCAUCUCACUCUGCCUCACAGACAAGCAACCUGAUAUUUGUGUGGCUCCAUUUCAGUUCCAUCAUUCCAAUCCUUUUGUUUAGUUGCCAGUCUGAAGAUGGAAAGAAAUGUACCAUGGCAACUUUCUCCUAUGGGAUGUCAGACUGUGAUCACUUCUGUCUGUCAGUCUCCCUUAGUUUCCCACACUUAACUGACUGCCAUGUGCUAGCAGUUUGACACUUCUAUUCAUUGCCACAUACAUUGUCCACUUGUCUUAGUAAAGGGGUUCAACAUUAAGUACUUUGUUUAAAAGUCACACUGCAUUGAGAUAUUUGUUGCUGCAGAAACUGAUACACUCUUGUAUAGGAUUGAAAAGUCUCACCUUGGAUUUUUAAUGGAGGAUCAGUCUUGUAUGAUGAAUUUCAAGUGUAUGUACAUCCAUCUUGCUUAUUUAGUAAAGGCUGGAUUUUUUACUAUUCUCAUUGUUCUAUGCUUUUCUUAUUAUGAGUCUCAUCACAUGUCGUUGUCUUUCUCAUUAAUUUCUGGACUAUAGCAGAAAUGUGGACUUCUUGCCUUUAAGGAAAAGUGAGUGGGGAGGAGUCCACUCUAGUGCUCUCUUUUCUUGGUCCCAUUUUUUAUGGUAGUCAUAUUUGAUGUGAUAAACCUUUCAUUUGGCUCGACUCAAUUGUGUUAUCUUCCAGCACUUCAUCAGACAAGAUUGGUAGGAUUAGGUAGUGUGAAAAGUAAGGACACUGCAUCAUGACAAGUUAUGCUAUCCUUUACAGUACUUAGUCUUUUACUGUUCUUGGAGGCAUUAUUAGCCAUAUCCAAAUUACAGCUACAUUCUUUUGUACCUGUUUGAAGUUUGAAGAUGAUAGUUUAGUGUUUCUUACAGAGCAAAGAAGUAUCUCAGAAUCCACAUAGAUUUUGGGAAUACAUAUUUACAUAUUUAAGGUCUAAUUCUUAAGUUGUAACUUGCAGAAACAUCCAUGUUGUGGAAAUGAACUGGAACUCAAUAACAGUAACAUAUUUUUAGCUUGUUUUCUACUUUUAUAUGAAGUAUUUGAUAGAAGACAGAAACUUAUUGUGGCUGAGCUCUAGCAGGCUGAGUGAAGGUUUGGUGUCUGAUUCUUUCACCAAAACUCAGUUUGUAAACAUGAUGAGAAGCACAUUCUCUGGUUUUAGUUGUGUUUAAUAGGUGUCACAAAGCAUCUACACCAUUGUAUAAUUGUUUAGCUCCUGAUUUUUUAAAUUUAAUUUUUAUGAAACAAAACUACUAUUUACUCUAUAUUACUGGUAUAUAUUUUAAGCAUAAUGUUUAUGUACAACUGAAUAUUUAUAUAACUACAAAAA
Scylla paramamosain (green mud crab) is the source of this 7521-nucleotide messenger RNA. Its product is annotated as ras GTPase-activating-like protein IQGAP3. Bases 476 to 5422 code for a protein of 1648 amino acids. Lineage: Eukaryota; Metazoa; Arthropoda; Malacostraca; Decapoda; Portunidae. Gene Ontology annotation, biological process: regulation of GTPase activity; mitotic actomyosin contractile ring assembly actin filament organization. The record is from RefSeq and is a predicted model, not a curated record. Gene Ontology annotation, cellular component: cell cortex. The transcript is spliced from 34 exons. Gene Ontology annotation, molecular function: actin filament binding; calmodulin binding; GTPase activator activity.